Messenger RNA from Pseudoliparis swirei, 2000 nucleotides. It is a transcript of the gene irx1b, whose product is annotated as iroquois homeobox 1b. Gene Ontology annotation, cellular component: nucleus. Lineage: Eukaryota; Metazoa; Chordata; Actinopteri; Perciformes; Liparidae. The transcript is spliced from 5 exons. Bases 235 to 1710 code for a protein of 491 amino acids. The record is from RefSeq and is a predicted model, not a curated record. Gene Ontology annotation, biological process: regulation of transcription by RNA polymerase II; cell development; neuron differentiation. Gene Ontology annotation, molecular function: RNA polymerase II cis-regulatory region sequence-specific DNA binding; DNA-binding transcription factor activity, RNA polymerase II-specific.
CUGUGGAAGUGGGGAGAGCUUGACAGUUUCUUAGAGGGGUGACUCUGGUGAUUUAGACAACCCCCUUCAUCCUCUACUUCUUCCUGGGGAUUUGCUACUUUUCUCUUCUCUUUUUUUUUAUUUUUCCCCUCCACUUCCUUCCUUCUUCCAUUCCUGAGAGAUUUACAGUAUACUAGCUUUUUUCCCUUCUUCUUCUUCUCUCUUUUUCUUCUUCUUCCUCUUCUUCUCCCGGACAUGUCUUUCUCUCAGCUGGGGUACCCCCAGUUCCUCAGCGCCUCCUCCCACGAGGUGUACGGGGGCGAGCGGCCGGCCUCUGCCCGGGAAGGAGGCACUGAAGGCGGCGGCUUGAGCUCGUCCUCCGCCACCGCCGCGGCGGUCGGCUCCAUGCUGGGGAUGUACGGAAGCCCGUGGGCGGCCCACAACUACAGCGCCUUCCUCCCGUACAGCGGAGCCGCGGACCUCGCCCUCAUCUCCCAGAUGGGCUCCCAGUACGAGCUGAAGGACAGCCCGGGCUCCCACCUGGCCUCUCUGCCGGUCCACGCCGCUCAGGGCUUCUACCCGUACGGCCAGUACCCGUACGGGGACCCGUCCAGGGCCAAGACCGCCACGCGGGAGACCACCAGCACCCUGAAGGCCUGGCUGCAGGAGCACCAGAAGAACCCCUACCCCACCAAGGGGGAGAAGAUCAUGCUGGCCAUCAUCACCCGCAUGACACUCACACAGGUGUCCACGUGGUUCGCGAACGCGCGCCGACGCCUGAAGAAGGAGAACAAGGUCACGUGGGGCCGCAGCGCCGAGGAUCGCGACGGCCGCAUCUUCAGCAGCGACAACGAGGACGAGAUCGGCAAGAACGGCACCGACGAGGAGGAAGAGGAGGAGGAGAUCGACCUGGAGACCGUGGACAUCAUCGAGAGGCCCGAGGAGGAGCGGGAGGAGCGGCGGGGCGAGGAGGGAGAGGUUGAAGGAGAGAGAGAGGAAGAGGAGGAGGGGGAGGAGGAGGAGGAAGCGGGCCUGGCCGACAGGGAGCAGGCCUCGGAGCCGAAGAGCUCCGAGACCUGCAGGACGCUUUCCGCGGAGGGAGCGCGCGCGGUUUCCCUCCACCGACCGCCGGUUGUCAAACUCGCGGCGGAUCAUCUUCAUCACUCUCCCGGCAGUCUUCAUCACUCUCCCGGCACACCGGAGUGCCAGAGGCCGCCGCAGAGCAAACCCAAAAUCUGGUCCCUGGCGGAGACCGCCACGGCCCCGGACAACUCUCACAGAAAUUCCGCCGCGCACGCGCAGGCGCAUCACCACCACCCGGCUCUGGCCUCCGCCGGCCACCCUGCCUUGCUCCCGGGUCACGGGAUUUACACGUGCCAGAUUGGCAAACUGCACAACUGGGCCAACGCGGCUUUUCUGAACGCCAACUCUCUGUUGAACAUGCGCUCGCUCCUCGGAGGGGGCGCGCCGGCCGGACACCUGCCGCUCCACGGCGCGGUGCCGGCGGCGGCGGCGGCGCGUCAUGACGCACGGCUCGCGGCGGCGGCGGCGGGGCACAGGACUUCGGGGACGGAGGAGGACAGCGACGUGGAGUCGUCGGGGAGCUUCAGUCCAAAAAGAGACGACGAGGAGAGCGACCACAGGCCCGACUCCCGGAAGUCCCCAUUCCUGAUCACUGACAGACCUCACCACGGGACAGCGCCACAGCGAGUCGUGACGACGACGUUAUGAGAAGAUAAAGAGAGAAAAGAGAAAGGAAUAAUUUUAUUUAACGGAGAACAAUUUAACGAAGGCUAUUUUUAUUUUUUUAUUUUUUUCCGACAGAGCUACCUGUCGUAGUGUUUCACGCCGGUUAGCUUCCACGUGCUGAAGGACACGGUUGUUUCUGCUUGCGUCUCUUUUCAUGUCUUCUGUUGUGAAUGGAAACCUUUAAAAAAAAAAAUACAAUUGUAAAUACAGGAUAUGGAUUUGUCUUUAAAGAAUAUAUUUUUUUGGGAACUAAAUAAAUGUCAUUAUAGUCA